This is a messenger RNA of Stomoxys calcitrans (stable fly), 3361 nucleotides long. RefSeq names its product fatty acyl-CoA reductase wat. The record is from RefSeq and is a predicted model, not a curated record. The transcript has 10 exons. Lineage: Eukaryota; Metazoa; Arthropoda; Insecta; Diptera; Muscidae. Gene Ontology annotation, biological process: long-chain fatty-acyl-CoA metabolic process. Gene Ontology annotation, cellular component: peroxisome. Bases 1271 to 2935 code for a protein of 554 amino acids. Gene Ontology annotation, molecular function: alcohol-forming very long-chain fatty acyl-CoA reductase (NADP+) activity.
AAAGUCGCUGCCAACUUUUGUGGCCGAAAACAAAAAAAAAAAAAACUAAAAGACGUGCUUUUUGAACUGUCUUACCAUGUUUUUGCACAAUCGUUAAGCGUUGAGUCUGCUUUCGACAGCCCAACAGGAAGGUUCUGAACGUUCGGUCUACACCGCCUAAGUGAAGCUCUGUUUCCUUAACGAAACUAAAACGAAAGCUUUGGUUAUUUUUUGUUCAAAAAAAUAACAAAAAUUCGAAUUUUGAAAAAAAAAAAAUUUUUAUAAAAAAAAAUAAUUGAAAAAAAAAAAAAAAUAAAAACCCCAAAUAAAAAUCGUCCAACAAAAAUCAUCUAACAAAAAUAUUUAAAGUGUUCCAGUGUUUGUGUAUUUGAGUAGUGAUUGUGUCACGGCCAUUUCUGCCAACGAUAUCCCCUCCCAAACAAAAAAAAAAAUCACUUAAUUUUUGUUCAUACAUUCAAAUGCUGCAUGUGCUAUUUUGACAUGGAAUUUUGUAUUUACUCUAUUUAUUAAUACCAUUUUUUUUUACCAAUGUUCGACAACAUCCAACCGUUCAUACAUUGAACCCAAACACCAAAAAAACAAGCAAGCGUUACUUUUAAAGCGAUUUUCUAUAUUAAAAAAAAAAAAAAUUGUGGUGUGCUUUUUUUCAACGAUUUUUAAACCAAUCAUUAUUUCCAAAAAAAAAAUCAACAUCCAAAAAAAAAAAAAAAUUCAAUAACGCUUUACUAUAUCAACAUUGCAAAUUGAAUGUGAAAUAACACAAUUACAGAGUGAUUUGUCAAAAUUAAUGGAAACAACAUCGAACAGUGUCCAUUGAUAUUCUCCUAGGAAAGCACAUCCACUUUUUUCUUGUUAUAAAAAAAAACACACACACACACAAAAAACAAAAAAAUUUUGUGAAAUUUGAAUUUUAACGACAAUCAAGUGACGACAUUUGUUACAUUUUUACGCUCAACGAAUCACAAUUGGAUUAGGAUUUACCAUUGGAAAGCUAUUGUUUGCAUUUAACUGGCUAUAAGAUUGAAUUUCUUCAAAUCCUUGUUUCUGACAUUUCCACGAAUUCAUUUCGACAUUGGCAUAUUAAGACAAUCAAUUAGGUUUGGCCUGCACACAUACGCAAAAAGUCAUAUUAGCUGGCCGCAGGACAAACAACAAACACUAGCAAAGGGAAACACUAGCGAGGAGACUGCCAGCGAGGGACAGUGUGGGCGAACACACACAAAGGGAUUUGGUGCGGCAUUAACAUCAUCACUUGCCGCAAACAUUGGCCAUGAUUAAUGAGAUGGCAACAAUACAAACAGACCUUAAAUUCGACACUCACAUAAAGGAUUAUACGACAAAUAUGAAAACGUUCAACAAAUCCCACACCAAUGGAAAACUUUCAAUGAAAGCGGCAGCCGCUGCUGCACCUCUCCUCCUCUAUCCAAAAGCUGAGGCCACCAACAUUAUGGAUGUCAUGCAGGAAACACCCAUGCAAAUGUUCUACAAGGAUAAAGGCAUAUUUCUGACUGGAGGCACAGGAUUCUUUGGUAAAAUUAUAAUUGAAAAAUUAUUACGCGUUACCGAUGUGGGACAAAUCUUUUUGCUGAUACGCACCAAAAAGGGCAAAGAUGUGCAGACCCGCUUGGAUGACAUUUUCAAUGAACCGGUCUUUGAGAAACUAAAAAAAUUCUCUCCCAAUUACCGUGACAAAAUCACAGUCAUCAGUGGUGAUGUGUCGCUGCCCAGCCUAGGCAUCUCUGAGGAGGAUCGUGAAUUACUGCGAGAGCAGGUUAACAUAAUUAUUCAUGGUGCAGCCACAGUACGCUUUGAUGAGAAACUUAAAGUCGCCAUUGGCAUCAAUGUCAAUGGAACCAAAGAAAUCUUAAGAUUGGCCCGUGAAAUUGUCCAUCUUAAGGCAGUGGUCCAUGUGUCCACAGCAUUUGCCCAUUGCAAUCGUAAACACAUUCAGGAGAAAUACUAUAGCUGUUCCCUAUCCGGUGAUAAGGCUUUGCAAUUGGGUGAAUGUCUGGAUGAGCAGACACUGAAUACAUUGACACCAACAAUUGUUAAGGAUUUCCCCAAUACUUAUGCAUUUACCAAAGUAUUGGCUGAGGAUAUAAUACAGACAUAUGGUGGAAAUUUGCCGGUGACCAUAUUUCGUCCGGGCAUAGUUGUCACCACAUAUCGUGAGCCUGUCUCUGGGUGGAUCGAUAACAUGUAUGGGCCCUGUGGCAUCAUUGUCGGUGUGGGCUCUGGAGUGAUGCGCAUCUUCAGUGGCAAAGUGGAAAAUAAAGCCCAUAUGGUACCUGUCGAUCUGUGUGUUAAUGCCCUGUUGACCAGUGCCUGGGAUAUAGCACGCAACACUUACGAUACACCACCCAUUUACAAUUAUGUGCCGGAUUCGGAAAACAUCUCCAGUUGGCGUGAGUUCAUGGAAUAUGCCAUCGAGUAUGGCCGCAAACUGCCAUUGCGUAAAUCAAUAUGGUAUCCUUGCUUCACCAUUGUCAGCGUCAAAUGGCAAUUCGCCCUGCUCUCCUUUUUGUAUCACACAUUACCCGCCUUAUUUAUGGAUAUGUUAAUGUUGGUUAUUGGCAAAAAACCCAGAAUGUUGAAAAUUUAUCGCAAAAUCCACAAAUUUUGCUCGGUGAUGGAAUAUUUCUCGUCGAACGAAUUCAUAUUUGACAACAGCAAUGUGCGAGCACUCUGGGACAAAUUGGAUGCGAAGGAUAAGCAAUUGUUUGCGUUCGAUAUGCGGCCGAUAGAUUGGACUGAACUGUUUCGCAUCAGCUUGUGGGGCCUGCGGUCCUAUGUGGUGAAGGAUGAGCCCAGCACCGUGCCCGAGUCGGUGAAGCGACACGAACGCUUAAAAAUCCUGCACUAUACAACGUUGUGUGUGAUUUAUGCUUUGGCGUUUUUCAUUUUGUAUCAAUUAUUCAAAUUUGUCGUUUUGUGAAAAGGACUCUGAACGAUUCCGAGUGAAAGAGAUAGAGUGUGAGAGAGAGGGAGAGAGAAAACAAAAGCGCGCGCCAAAGCAGGCCGGAAAUGUAAAUGACUUCUUCCGGAUUUGCCUUACAUCCUUCUGGGCUGUCCUUCUACGAUGUCCUCUUUUCAUCAUUGCUUUUCAUGUUUUUAUUUUUAUUUUUCUUUUUAGUUUUUUUUUUCGCAUUUCCCAUCACUUUUCGUUUGUGUAUAUUUUCCCUUUGUUUAGCCAGCAGUACGAAAUUUAUUACUUCAUCUUCCUUCCUUGAUGUGCUGCUUGUCUUCAUGUUCAAAUGCCUAUCUGUUUUAGUUUUAUUUUUAAGUGUAACACAAUUUUGUUUUUAUUGUCAUACUACAGCGAGUAUUCUCUUUUUUUUUAUUUUUAUGAUGAUUAUUAUAA